Durusdinium trenchii is the source of this 930-nucleotide messenger RNA. NCBI's taxonomy places the organism in Eukaryota, Dinophyceae, Suessiales, Symbiodiniaceae. The record is from the annotation of a GenBank genome assembly.
AUGCCCUUGAUGAAGCCGCAAAACAUGGCCACUGUCGCUUGGUGCUUCGCAACGGUCGGGCUUCGCCCUUGGCCGUUGCUGGCCAGUUUGGCGGCGGCCAGUGUGGAGAGGCUGGACGAGUUCCUGCCACGACACCUGUCCAAUUUGGUUUGGUCCUUCGCGAAGCUCAACAUCAAGGAGCCUUCCUUGUUGGCAAGUCUAGCUACCGCUUGCCACAGCGGCGUGCGGCAUGCGGACCGUCAAGGCCUGGCAAACAGCGCCUGGGCCUUCGCUGCUUUGCUUUGGCACGAUGGGCCCUUGAUGGCUGCCAUCGGGACUGAGUGCUGCAAGCAGAUGGCCAGUUUCACUCCGCAGCAUGUGGCCAACCUUGCCUGGGCCUUUGCCAAAUUGGAAGCCUUUGCCACACCGGUGGGGGGACCUCAAGGUGUGCAUGCAGCCAUGGGCCUAAGGAGCGACAUCGGCACGCAAGCCACCGUGAACUUGCUGUGGGCUGUGGCGAAGCUGUCGCACCAAAGUGCUCCACUGGUGCAGCACUUGUCCGGGAUAGCUUUGAAGUUGAUGGCAGAGUUGAGCACCAUUGACCUCUCCAACCUGGCAUGGUCUUACGCCACCAUGAUGUGCCACCCGGCGUUUCUGGAAGUGACUGCAAGUCGAGUGCUCGAGAAGUUGUCGGAGUUUGGAUCCCAAGACUUGUCGAUCACGGCCUGGUCCUUCACCAAGCUCAGCUUUGGCUCCUUGCAGCUCUAUGAGGCGCUGGCGACCGCCUCGGUGGCGAAGAUCUCAGAGUUUGGAGCGCAGAGCCUUGGAAAUACAGGAUGGGCCUUCGCCAAGCGCCAGCUGAUGGAUCGGCAGUUGAUGGAUGCCAUUGGACACGCCGCACGUGCACACAUCAUGGAGUUGAAGCCGCAGCAGCUGUCCAACCUCGCUUGA